CACUUGUGUACAGUCCUUGUUAUAGGUUGAUAUCGUUUCCGCUUUAAGUUUCUGUUUAGGAAAAUUAUCUCGCAAAGGCUAUUAAUGAUGAAUAAAAACUGUAUGAUUAAGAAAAUGCUAUCAAAACGACAGAUUUAUUAAUCAGUCAAUAUAGAAAAGCCAAAUGCUGAACAAAUUUUCGUCACAGUUGGUUAAAAAUAACUAUGAUUUAAGAUUAUCAUUCAGACACCAGGAUGAUACAUAUGAUCUGAAGUACAAACUUAUCAAAAUGUACGAACUUCUGUCUAGAAAACCUGCUAUAUGUCAAUAAAAAUCAGUAAAUGUGCUGUAUGUAAGAAUUUUCAUUGAUUCUUUCGGUUUUAACAACAAUGUAUAAACAAACUGCGUGCUAUAAAGUUCAGCAAGUAGAAAUGACUUUGAGUUGCUCGGUCUAACCAAUCAGCAGAUGUUUCUGUGUUGUGGUUGAAGAUUCCUUGCACGGUAAUUUAAAUGGCAUUAAUAUUUAAACAAGAUCAGAAGAGCUGAAAAUAGUUCAACUUUUUAAGCAUUCUAAUGGCGAGCACAUAAAAAUGAAUUCUCGUUUUUUCAAGAUAUUUGAUGAUAAAGAUAGAAAUUAUUUAUAAUUUUAUGGUGUUAAGACGUCUUCCUGAAGCAGGCAAAUGUCAUUACAGCAAUCUAGGGUGUACAAACUGCUUGUAAUUAGUUGAGCUCAUGGUCAGAUGGUUCUUAACAGAUGGUGGAUUACACAAAAGUCAGUAUCUUUGGGAAAGUUUGUCAGAGGAACCAGGCUUUAUUUUGGACGCCAUUGCAACGUUGCAAGGACGAGUACCAAAGGCAAAAUUGAGCUUGCUCUACCGAAAUGAUGUUGAAGUGAUUUUCAAAAAGUGGUUUAUCAGCAGAAAAUCUGUUUAUCAGCCAAAGCAAAAUUGAAGACCUGAGUGAAUAUCUCAUCUCAUCUAGAAAUGGAGGAAAAGGGGAAGAAAAAGCGUUCUGCAUCCACCAGGAAGCGUGAGCGAAAAGAAAAAAUACGGCGCCAAAAGACGGUCUGGCAGCGAUUGGUUGACAGUGAGAAACAUACUGCAUUGAUCUUAUGCUACUGUGGCAUUUUCAUGCUCUACGGAAUGACAGAUGAGCUAAUAGGCCCAACGUUGAUAGAACUCAGCUGCCUCGUUAUGAAGCCAUUGAAGACAAUGAGCUGGCUCUUUUUCUCUCACGACCUUGGACUUUUAUUUGGUACUUUAAUUGGUGGAUUCCUUGCUGCAAGGGUUGACACAAAUCUCAUCAUAUCGAUAUGUCUUGUCAGCAAUGCAAUGUGCAUCACCUUCAUACCUACAAUGCACGAUUUUGCUACAAUGGUUAUACUUGUCUUGGGAUAUGGUCUCUCACUUGGUAUACCAGAUUGUUUAACAAAUGUCAUGCUUGUCAAGAUUUUUGGUCGUGAGGUUGCACCAUUUCUUCAAGGGGUUCAUUUCUUUUAUGGCUUUGGAGCUUUCGUAAGCCCACUGGUGGCUAGGCCAUUCCUCAGGCCUGGCUGCACGUUCAACUUGAACACGACUCAUUACGUCAUCGACCAGAAUUCAACUAUGAACACGUCGUUCGAUAACUCUAGUGGGUUUUGGUAUUACAAUACAGUCGAAGAGAUUGCUGACAUGACAAGUGAUAUCUGCUAUGCCUAUUGGGUGAUUUCUGUCAGUCACAUACCAGUCAUUUUUGGGAUUUCUUGGUUGUAUUUUCGAAAAAGGCUGGAAAAGAAGCAAGGAAUGUAUACUGGAUCCAUCGAUAACCUGGGAGAAUGCUUCGACAAUGUCACUGCGGAGGAGCCUGUCCCCUCUUCAUUGGACAUGAUUUUGUACGACCCUGAAGCAACAGUGCUGGAGAAAAUACGCAAAAACGAGAAGAGGAGGCUUAUGGCUGUGACGUCACUGUGUUCAGUGUUAAUCUACCUCUAUGAGGGAAUGAUGGCCAUGUUUGGAGGCUACGCAUACACGUAUGCUGUCAAAGGAGACGUAGCUAUGUCAUCAGAUCAGGCUGCCUAUCUGACGUCAUUCUAUUGGGGUUUCUUCUCCAUCGGGCGUUUCAUUUGCAUACCCAUAGCUUUCUUUCUGGCAUCAAAGACGAUGCUAUCUGCAAAUGUUAUUGGAUGUUUCUUGUCCGCAUUUAUAUUGGUUGCUGGACACUCAAAUUUUUAUGCGGUAUGGAUAGGGUCUUGUGGCUUGGGAUUCUUCUUAAGUAGUGCUGGACCGACAAUUAUUUCCAUGGCCAAAGAGUAUGUCGACCUAUCGACUCAAAGCACAAGCACACUUGUUGUGAUGGCAGCUCUCGGCGAACUUACGAUGCCGGUCAUAGUUGGCCAGCUUUUUGAGAAGCUCGGUGCUGGUGUUGUCCCUGCAACUGUCUUCCUCAUCUGCCUCUUCGGAUUCGUAAUAUUUUGUUUUGUGCUGACAUUAGACAAUGACGUGGCAUAUGAGCAUGCCAAUAGUUUCCUGCAGAUUGUGCUUAAGAGCCUCCUGACAUGCAGAAACAAUAAAUACAGAGGCUACACGAGUAUGGAAACAUCGUCUGAGAUGUCAUCAAGUAGCGAAUCCAUUUCAGUUUGUGAAGAAGAAGUUCUUGUGAAGCCAGAUGUUCUUACUGACCCUGUGCAGCCAGAGAAAGAAAAAAUUGACAAGAAGGGCGAAGUAAUUGACAAAAAAUAGCAUGUUUAAGACUUAAUAUGAUAAAUUGUAGAUUUGAGAUAAUAUUGCUUGCAUACAUGAUUUGAAAUUAACUCUAAGGCAUACAUUUUCAUUGAUCUUUAUAAUGUCGUUUAGAAGCGGAAGCAUCAUUAACUUGGCAAUAAAGGAGAAAUGCACAGUAACAAUGAUCACUUCAGAGGCAAGCAGCUCGCACCAACUCAAAAGUGGGGGCCCAAAGUGGGGGCUGGGGGCUGGGGGCUUGCCCCUGAAAAC
This is a messenger RNA of Rhopilema esculentum, 2948 nucleotides long. Its product is annotated as solute carrier family 60 member 1. Lineage: Eukaryota; Metazoa; Cnidaria; Scyphozoa; Rhizostomeae; Rhizostomatidae. The record is from RefSeq and is a predicted model, not a curated record. Gene Ontology annotation, molecular function: D-glucose transmembrane transporter activity.